AUAUUCAUCGGCCUCUUUGCUGGUGUCCAACAUAAACUGAAUACUGGGCAGGGCGGUAGUCAUGACGGAGACAAACCCAAUGAGACCUACACAGUGACGGCUACCACGACUUCUCACGCGACUACAACUAUUUUGUCCCCUCCGGAACCGACUAUCCAGCCUAGAGAACCUCUGUGUCUUACUCCGCAAUGCGUCAUCCUCUCUGCAUCCAUCCUGUCGUCGUUGGACACGUCCCAGGAUCCUUGCGAGAACUUUUACGAAUUCUCCAGUGGUGGAUGGCUUAAGGAACACCCCUUACCAGCAGACAAGAGCAGUUUUGGAAACUUUGAGGCUCUAGCAGUACAGAACAAGCGAAUUCUUCAAAAGAUUAUUGAGGGCCCCCAUCCAACGUCUGCGGCGCCGACGGCCGAUGAACAGCUUUUGACCAAGAUUCGCGGGAUGUAUGCUUCGUGUCUCGAUGAAAACAAGUUGGACGAAAUUGGCACGGAGCCCUUGAUUCACCUUGUACAGACUGUACGAAAAUUGUUCCGCGGCAACAGUACUGAUAUUAGUAGUGCUACCGAGGAGAGUAAGAAAGGACUUACAGCUGCCAUCGCAUUUUUGCAUUCCCGAGGCAUCGAGGCAUUGUUCUCUUUCAAUAUCGAAGGUGACGUUGGGGUUGCUCCUAACUUUAUGACAUUGUGGUUCAACCAACCGUCGCUCGGCCUUCCCUCCAAGGAGUACUAUGCUGAAGAGUCCAUUCUGGAGGUUUAUCAGAACGUCAUUGAAAGGCUACUCUUGACUCUCAUCGAAGAGGAAGAAAGCUUGUGGGAACAAAUGAAGUCAGAUUCCUCUUCCUUGGUAAAUCAAGCUGAAAGUGUCUGGCCCCCUUGGCCUUGGCCUCCUUGGGGUGAUGAGGACGACGGCGACAAAAAGCCAGUCAAUCAAACCGAGAGGGCGCAUGAGCUGGCUGAGAAAGUUGUCAAAUUUGAGACAAGAAUAGCGAACGCUAGUCUAGAUCUGGAUAUCUUGCAAGAAGAUCCGGUCGCCACCUAUAAUCCAGUUCCGCUCUCAAAUUUGACGACGACUUUGCCCCAGAUUCGUUUCUCAGACUACUUCACGACGUUUGCUCCUCGCAAUUUCCCAAACAAAGUCAUUUUGACGUACCCGCCGUAUGCAGAGUCGCUCUCGGAAAUACUUGAUGAGUCGCCUGCGGAUGUUAUUGAAACGUACCUCGUCGCGCAGACUGCUCUUGCUUUGUCGGCGUAUCUUGGAAUGGGUACGGAAGCUUGGCAAGCCCAAAGGUCGUUGUUAGAGACUUUGUCCGGCAUCAAGAAAGGCGCCGUUGGAGAUCGGGCCGAAUAUUGCGUAGGCCAGGUCGAAUCCACCCUUGGCUUUGCUACUGGAAGAUAUUUUGUCAACGAAACAUUUGGUGGUGAAUCCAAAGAGAAGGGAACGAAGGUUAUCAAGGACAUUGUCGAGGCAUUCAAGCAAUCACUAUCUCACGUCGACUGGAUGGACAAGAAGUCGGCGAAAGCCGCUUCCAACAAGGCAGAUGCCAUACGCAUCAAAGUUGGGUUCCCAGUAUCCCCUGACACACGUAGCGCGGAAUCCAUUGCCAGCUAUUACGGACUCGUGGAAAUUGACGAGAAUAAGUUCUUCCAGAAUGUCCUUAGUGCUACAACAAGUGAGAAGGUCAAAGAAUGGUUCCAGUUGGGCAAAACCCGGGAUCCAGAGGCUUGGGAGAUGUUCCCUUCUACGGUCAACGCCUACUUCAACCCACCAGCCAAUGAGAUCGUUUUCCCAGCCGGUAUCCUCCAGCCACCUUUCUUCUCCAAGGAGUGGCCGGGCUAUCUUGCGUACGGUGCCUUUGGACAUGUCGCGGCGCACGAAUUGACGCAUGCUUUUGACUCUGCUGGGAGAAUGUACAAUCAAGAGGGCAAACUGGAGGAGUGGUGGAGCAAUUCGACGAGCGCUGGGUUCCAAGUAAAGCAGGAUUGUAUUGUGAAGCAGUACUCUGAGUAUACCAUCGAUGAUGGGAAAGGCGGAAAAGUCCAUGUCAACGUGAGGAGACCCUCAACGUCUGGGGAGAACAUUGGGGAUACCGGACUCAUUCAGGCGUAUCGAGCUUGGAGAGCGCAGUUUGAGACGUCGAGGGCUAAAGGGAACGAGUACUUGCUUCCUGGGCUGGACUUUACGAGGGAACAGCUGUUCUUCAUAUCGUUUGGCCGGAUAUGGGCGCGAAGUAUGAAACCUGCUGCUGCUUUACAACGUAUACGCACGGAUCCGCAUUCGCCCUCGCAGUAUCGCGUAGAUGGGACAGUGUUUAAUAUCCCAGAGUUUGCGAAGGCGUUCAAGUGUUCGAAGGACGCAAAGCUUAACCCUCCGGCGGAGAAGCAGUGCAGGUUCUGGUAG
Messenger RNA from Guyanagaster necrorhizus, 2394 nucleotides. Its product is annotated as zincin. Gene Ontology annotation, biological process: protein processing. NCBI's taxonomy places the organism in Eukaryota, Fungi, Basidiomycota, Agaricomycetes, Agaricales, Physalacriaceae. The record is from RefSeq and is a predicted model, not a curated record. Gene Ontology annotation, cellular component: plasma membrane. Gene Ontology annotation, molecular function: metalloendopeptidase activity. The annotation marks the transcript as partial. The transcript has 16 exons.